GGUACUGAGUGAGGUCUGCGUCUGUGUUGUGUUGUGUUGUAAUGUUAGAAUUGUAUAUUGUGGUCAUGUUACCAGUGUAAUGGAUCGUUGUUGCUGCUGCAGAUGACACGGAGUAUCCUGGGCCAUUCGUUCAUUGGACGUGUGCAUGAUGGCAAACUGGUGUUUACUACCAUGGACCAGGGAAACUAACCCAGAAGAGGAAAAGAAAAAUAUGCCUUAUCUCCUGAUCAUCAACCCACUGAAAGAGAGGCGUGAGUAAAAGAAAAAUUGAAGCUAAGAACAUACCCACCUAACUUCAUAGAAAAAUGGCUUUCUUGGACAACCCAGCAAUUAUCCUGGCCCACAUUCGCCAGUCUCAUGUCACUAGUGAUGAUACAGGCAUGUGUGAAAUGGUACUGAUUGAUCAAGACGUGGACCUGGAAAAGUGCCAGCUGGCUUUGGUACCGGGCAGCAGCUGUGGGUCCGUUGGGUCAGGCUCCCUGAGUGAGGCAGACAGCAGCAUGGGUGAGAAUCAUGGCUGUGAUCUCUCCCAGUCAAUGGACAUCACCUCAAGCUGGGACUUUGGCAUUCGGCGACGCUCCAACACAGCACAAAGACUGGAAAGGCUAAGGAAAGAACGUCAGAACCAAAUCAAAUGCAAAAACAUUCAGUGGAAGGAGAGAUCAGCCUCACAGUCAGUGGAGGACCUGGGAUCGCUGUUUGAGAAGCGUGACUUCAAAGUUAAGCCACGGACCAUAGGGAGCAAAUCUACGCUGUCACUACGGCUUGAACAGUGUCCCCAGCAGCUGAAUAAUCCUUUCAACGAGUACUCCAAAUUCGAUGGCAAGGGCCAUAUAGGUACAACGGCUACCAAAAAGAUAGAUGUGUACCUCUCAAUGCAGAUGGCCCAGGAAAAGCUACAUCCAAUGAUGGUGGUAACCAUUGCUAAUGCCCGUGUCCAUGAUCUCAUUGGAUUAAUCUGUUGGCAGUACACAAGUGAGGGACGUGAACCCAAACUCAACGAGAAUGUGAACGCUUACUGCCUUCACAUUGCGGAGGAUGAUGGGGAGGUGGACACUGACUUCCCACCGCUGGAUUCAAAUGAGCCGAUCCAUAAAUUUGGCUUCAGCACACUGGCCCUGGUGGAGAAGUACUCCUCACCUGGUCUCGCCCCCAAACAAUCCCUGUUUGUCAGGAUAAAUGCUGCUCAUGGCUUCUCUCUUAUACCAGUGGACAGCCUGAAAGUGACCAUGAAGGAAAUUCUCCAGAAAGCACUCAAAAAGAGAAAAGGCUCACAAAAAGGCUCAGGUCCCAUGUAUCGUCUGGAAAGGCAGACAGAGGCCAAUGUGGCAGUGGACCUAGACUGCACUCUGGAGAUUCAGGGCACCUUGGAGUUUUCCCUGGUCAGGGAAAAUAGUUCCAGAGGUGAGGAGAGUUCUGAGGAAGACCCUCCUAUUGACAUUACCACAGUGCAGGACAUGCUCAGCAGCCAUCACUACAAGUCAUUUAAGAUCAGCAUGAUCCACAAGCUACGCUUCACCACAGAUGUCCAGCUAGGUAUUUCAGGAGAGAAAGUGGAGAUUGAUCCAGUCACCAAUCAGAAGACCAGUACCAAGUUCUGGAUUCGCCAGAAACCUAUCUCCAUAGAUUCUGAUCACCUGUGUGCCUGUGACCUUGUAGAGGAGAGGAGCCCAAGUCAUGCAAUAUUUAAGGUGACCUACCUAAGCAACCACGACUACAAACCUCUGUACUUUGAAUCUGAUGCUGCAACUGUUAAUGAAAUUGUGCUGAAGGUGAACUACAUCCUGGAGUCCCGGGCCAGUACUUCCCGGGCUGAUUACUUUGCCCAGAAGCAGAGGAAGUUGAGCCGCCGGACCAGCUUCAGUUUCCAGAAGGAGAAGAAGACUGGGCAGUAGAGAACAGACGCCAGUCAUUCUGGAUGGAAGUGAAGUGAUGGACACGGCCUCACACACAGAGAUACUUGUCACGACAGAGAGAAGGUCAAGAAGAAGCAGCAGAGAUGAAGACAUGAACAGAGUGAAGAAUGGGAAGACUGUUUAUAAGACAGCUUGAAACAUGGUAGAAGAAGAUGCUCUGUGAUCUGAAAUGAGCCUGGAGGACUUUUUUGAACGUGCGGGUGUAGAAAAGUAUGGAUUUAAUAUUCCUUUCCUGAUCACAGACUGUCAAGACUGAUAAGCUCACAGACCUGUUUUAUAAACUGCCUUCUCAUCUCAGCUUCUUCUUGUCUUGGAUGAUGUAUGUAGAAGUAAAACAGCUGUCUCAUGAAUGGCAACAUGAACAUAUGGCCUGAAUCCCUUGACCUGUCCAUAAAUAUACAUCACUGUGUAACUUUAUCAAAUGGUGUGUAAUAACAUAGAAAGGGAACGUAUGCAUUUCCAUACAAGUGCUGUGUAGUGCUGAGUGUAAAGAUAUGGCAGAAGAGGAAAGUACAUUGCUUCAAUAGUAAUGCAGUUCAUUUAAAAUGACUUCUGCUAGUAUGUUGUAGUGAAUAAGUGAAGAAGAAUCUUUCCUCGACUUCUUAACAACCCACCAGACUAUUAACAGCUCUGGCUUAGGUGAUGGGGAAUAGGAUGGACAGGAUCUCUACACACUUUGGAAGAGUUUCAUGAAGAACAGACUGGCAGAUUGUGUCCUGACUCAGCCUGAUUGGCUUGGGAUGAUGGCUUACAUGGUGCCUGCAUAAGAAGACACCAGAGACAUGGAGAGAGCGGGCACUCCAGACACAGCUCUCUCUCAUACGUGGACACUCGGUAAGACAUCUGGCAGAGGUGUCCGCUGAUUCUCCUUCAGCAGAUGGAAUCAUUGAGUAGAUGGGAUUGAUUAGAUUGAUGAGAUGAGGGAGAGCAGCUGUGUGUCCAUAGCUCCUGCUCUCUCCCUGCAGUGCCGACAUGAGCAUGGAGCCUAUUUAACAUGCUCCAAGCUGAGGGAGCUGACUCAGGACCGCUGAUCCUGCAAAAGACUAUUUUACUAGGGACAGCCUAAUUAUAAUUAAUAAGUUAACAACCUAAUCACUUAAGAGAUUGUAACUCUUCAUUUGAAAGAAAAAACGUCAUGUUAUUUAUAUUGGAAAAAUUGUGCGUUUGUCUACGUCAGCCUACUCCCAACCCAUACAAGAGCUGUUGUUGUCGUCGUGUGCGUGGCAUUCAUAAGAGUUUAGCCAUACCUGUUUAGCCUGAGGAAUAAAUCUUUUCAUUGUCCUUGAAUAGGCCCAUGAAACAUCGAGUUGCAUUCAUAUAUUUAAUGUAUUUGUGGUAACAAAAAUUUGGCAGGUUUCAGACGAAUCUACACAAAGUAGGAAAACGACGUCUCUUUUUGUCUUGGUCCAAAUAUCAAGGUGAACAUUUGGAUCUUAGCUUGUUUUAAAUGCUUGGCUUGUUUCCGUCUGAUACCUGCUAGUCACUGCAGUUGUUGGUGAAUGGUAUCGCUUUGUACCAGUUGUGAGGUUCUUUU
This is a messenger RNA of Lampris incognitus (smalleye Pacific opah), 3450 nucleotides long. RefSeq names its product MAPK associated protein 1 (gene mapkap1). The transcript is spliced from 12 exons. Gene Ontology annotation, molecular function: phosphatidylinositol-4,5-bisphosphate binding. The coding region runs from base 306 to 1895 and encodes 529 amino acids. The record is from RefSeq and is a predicted model, not a curated record. Gene Ontology annotation, biological process: TORC2 signaling. NCBI's taxonomy places the organism in Eukaryota, Metazoa, Chordata, Actinopteri, Lampriformes, Lampridae. Gene Ontology annotation, cellular component: TORC2 complex; plasma membrane; cytoplasm.